Messenger RNA from Seriola dumerili (greater amberjack), 968 nucleotides. RefSeq names its product Golgi apparatus membrane protein TVP23 homolog A-like. The transcript is spliced from 7 exons. Gene Ontology annotation, biological process: protein secretion; vesicle-mediated transport. NCBI's taxonomy places the organism in Eukaryota, Metazoa, Chordata, Actinopteri, Carangiformes, Carangidae. Bases 183 to 788 code for a protein of 201 amino acids. Gene Ontology annotation, cellular component: Golgi membrane. The record is from RefSeq and is a predicted model, not a curated record.
GGGGCUGUGCUGUAGUGGUGCAUAAAGAGAAACAUCUUUCUCACGGAGAAAUUUAUACAGAUGUGGAUGUGAAAGCAGUGACUGAGGAGGCAGAGGCAGUGUCAAGUGUCAGUGUCGGUGUCGGUCUUAUUUCACUGCAACACCUGGCUCCAGCCCUACAGUACAGCAACGCUUUCCCCCAAAUGACGAUGGCGGAUGACACGGAGGAUGUUGAGCUGGACUUUGCUGCUGACGAGCAGGAGAGGGCGCGGAGAAGCGCAGUUAUAAGACACCCCCUCGCCUCCUUUUUCCACCUGUUCUUCAGAGUGGUUGCCAUUGUGGCCUAUUUGCUCUGUGACUGGAUCAGCAAGAACUUUGCAUCAUGUUUUGUCCUGAUCAUCACUCUGCUUUCUUUUGAUUUUUGGUCGGUCAAGAAUGUGACUGGCAGGCUGCUGGUGGGGCUGCGGUGGUGGAAUCAGAUUGACGAGGAUGGAAGGAGCCUCUGGGUGUUUGAGGCCAAAAAAACCUCCCGGGGCAAUAACACUGGAACAGAGGCAGAGGCCAGGAUAUUUUGGCUGGGUCUAAUCAUCUGCCCUCUCAUUUGGACAUUCUUCUUCUUCACCUCUCUGUUCUCCCUGAAGAUCAAAUGGCUGUCUCUUGUGGUAGCUAGUAUUUCCCUCCAAGUGGCUAACCUCUAUGGUUACUUACGCUGCAAGGCAGUGGGACAAGAUGGCCAGUCUCCAGACUCCCGCUCUUUUACAGGACAGCACCUCCUGCAGCGUCCAGACAUCAUCUAUGGAAUACUAUGAAGAUUACCUCCUCUAACUACACAGCUACUCUCCUGUGCUUGUGUGUGUUCGUGGGUGUGUGUGUGUGCGAGUAAGAGAUACAGAGAGCUGCCUCAUCUCCAGAGUUUCCACAAACUGCAUCUACUUGAAUGGCUGUGUGCCUUGUGCAUGCCUUUGUUUCAUGCUGCUGCCCAUGGAUCA